GCUGGGGCGUCAGAGGGGCGGCGGAGAGGCUCGGCGCGGGAGAGGGAGUCCCGGCAGGGGGUCCCGCGCGGAGGAGGAGGCGGGCACUGAAGGGCGGGGCGGGGAGGGGCGGCCGUCUCGGCCCUCCCUUGCGGGGCCCCGCGGCCUGGGAGCCCGAGCGGGCCGAGCCGCCACCGCGGCCGGAGCUGUCCCCCAGCCAGACCCGGCGAGACGCUAGCGGCGGGAGGGAGGCGGCGGCGCGCCUGGUCCCGUCCGCCCGAGCCUCGGACGCGGCCCCGCGCCGAGCCAUGGAGCCUGAACCAGUGGAGGACUGUGUGCAGAGCACACUUGCUGCCCUGUACCCACCCUUUGAGGCGACGGCCCCAACACUGUUGGGCCAGGUGUUCCAGGUGGUGGAGAGGACUUAUCGGGAAGAUGCACUGAGGUACACGCUGGACUUCCUGGUGCCCGCCAAGCAUCUGCUUGCCAAGGUCCAGCAGGAGGCCUGUGCCCAGUACAGUGGUUUCCUCUUCUUCCAUGAGGGCUGGCCCCUCUGCCUGCACGAGCAGGUGGUGGUGCAGCUAGCAGCCCUGCCCUGGCAGCUGCUGCGCCCGGGGGACUUCUACCUGCAAGUGGUGCCCUCAGCAGCCCAAGCACCCCGCCUGGCACUCAAGUGCCUUGCCCCAGGGGGUGGGCGGGUACAGGAGCUGCCUGUGCCCAAUGAGGCCUGUGCCUACCUGUUCACACCUGAGUGGCUACAAGGCAUCAAUAAGGACCGGCCGACAGGUCGCCUCAGCACGUGCCUACUGUCUGCGCCCUCUGGGAUUCAGCGGCUGCCUUGGGCUGAGCUCAUCUGCCCACGAUUUGUGCAUAAAGGGGGCCUCAUGGUUGGACAUCGGCCAAGCACACUGCCCCCAGAACUGCCCUCUGGACCCCCAGGGCUCCCCAGCCCUCCACUCCCUGAGGAGGCCCUGGGCACCCGGAGUCCUGGGGAUGGGCACAAUGCCCCUGCUGAAGGACCUGAGGGCGAGUAUGUGGAGCUGCUGGAGGUGACACUGCCUGUGAUGGGGAGCCCCACAGAUGCUGAGGGUUCCUCAGGCCUCUCCAGGACCCGGACGGUACCUACUCGAAAGGCUGCUGGAGGAAAGGGACGGCACCGGAGACACCGGGCGUGGAUGCACCAGAAGGGUCUGGGGCAUCGGGACAAGGAUGGGACACGCCCACCCGGUGAGGGGAGCAGCACCGGAGCCUCCCCUGGGUCUCCCCCAGGAGCUGAGGCACUUCCAGAGGCAGCAGCCCUGGAGGUAUCUGAGCCCCCAGCAGAGGCGCUGGGGGAAGCCUCUGAAUCUUGCCCUCUGAGGCCAGGGGAGGUUGGGGGAGGAGCUGGCCAGGGGGCUGAAGGACCACCUGGCACUCCUCGGAGAACAGGCAAAGGAAACAGGAGAAAGAAGCGAGCUGCAGGCAGAGGGGCUCUUAGCCGCGGAGGGGACAGUACCCCGCUGAGUCCUGAGGACAAAGAAGAGACCAGCCAUCAGGAAGCCCUUGUCAAUCUGCCCCCGCCAAAUGAGCCCCAGCUUCCAGGACGCAACCCGUCUAAGGAGGAGCAUGAAGGCUUGGGGAAGCCAGAAUCUGACCCGAAAGAUGAGCUCAAACCAGCAGGUGAAAAAGAGCCUUGGCCCCCAGAAGCCUGUGGGCCUAUAGAAGAGAGGGCCAGAGAGAGAGAGCAGGAGGGGCCAAGCCUGGUGUCCAUGGCAGGACCCACAGGUCCAGAAGAGCUCCUGUCCGACCCCCCAACACCACCCCUGGAGACUGUGCAGGAAGUAAAAGAGGACAGCGUCUCAGAAGAGGCCCCUGCAGUCUCCAUCUCUGAUGACCCUGAUGUAGCUUGGGACUUGAUGGCAUCUGGAUUCCUCGUCCUGACUGGAGGGGUGGACCAGAGUGGGAGAGCUCUGCUGACCAUUACCCCACCGUGCCCUCCUGAGGAGCCCCCACCCUCCCGAGACAUGCUGAGCACUGCUCUUCAUUACCUCCACUCACUGCUCAGGCCUGAUCUACAGAUAUUGGGGCUGUCCAUCCUGCUGGACCUUCGCAAGGCACCCCCACUGCCUCCAGCACUCAUUCCUGUCCUAAGUCAACUUCAGGACUUGGGAGACCCUCCCCUCAUUCAGCGGCUGCUGCUUCUCACCUAUGAUGACCCUCCAGCUGAACUCCAUGGAUUUCAGGGUGCUGAGUUGCUGUCAGAGAAUGAUCUGAAAAGAGUGGCCAAGCCAGAGGAGCUGCAGUGGGACUUGGGAGGCCACAGGGAGCCCUCUCCCAGCCACUGGGUAGAAACACACCAGGAAGUGGCAAGGUUGUGCCGCCUGUGCCGAGGUGUGCUGGGCUCUGUACGGCAAGCCAUUGAGGAGCUGGAGGGACCACCUGAGCCAGAGGGAGAGGAGACAGUAGGAAUGCCUGAGCCCCUACAGAAGGUGCUGGCAGAUCCCCGACUGACAGAGCUGCAGAGGGACGGAGGAGCCAUCCUAAUGAGGCUGCGCUCCACCCACAGCAGCAAGCUGGAGGGCCCAGGCCCAGCUACACUGUAUCAAGAGGUGGAUGAAGCCAUCCACCAGCUUGUGCGCCUCUCCAACCUGCACGUGCAACAGCAGGAGCAGCGGCAGCGCCUGCACAGGCUCCAGCAGGUGCUGCAGUGGGUCUCGGGCCCAGGGGAGGAACAGCUGGCGAGCUUCGCUGUGCCCGGGGACUCCCUGUCUGCCCUGCAGGAGACAGAGCUACGAUUCCGAGCUUUCAGCACUGAGGUUCAGGAGCGCCUGGCCCAGGCGCGGGAGGCCCUGGCCCUAGAGGAGAACGCAGCCUCCCAGAAGGUUCUGGAUAUCUUUGAACAGCGGCUGGAGCAGGUGGAGAGUGGCCUCCAUCGGGCCCUGCGCCUACAGCGCUUCUUCCAGCAGGCACAUGAAUGGGUGGAUGAAGGUUCUGCACGGUUGGCAGGAGCAGGGCCAGGUCGGGAGGCAGUGCUGGCAGCGCUGGCCCUGCGGCGGGCCCCAGAGCCCAGUGCCGGCACCUUCCAGGAGAUGCGGGCCCUGGCCCUGGACCUGGGCAGCCCAGCAGCCCUGCGGGAAUGGGGCCGCUGCCGGGCCCGCUGCCAAGAGCUGGAGAGGAGGAUCCAGCAACAGCUGGGAGAGGAGGCGAGUCCACGGGGCCACCGGCGACGAAGGGCAGACAGCGCUAGCAGCGGAGGGACCCAGCGGGGCUCCCACAGCCCUUCACCCAGCCUCAGCUCCCUGCUGCUCCCCGGCAGCCCUGGACCACGGACAGCCCCAUCCCACUGCUCCCUGGCCCCCUGUGGGGAGGACUGUGAGGAGGAGGGCCCUGAGCUGGCUCCAGAAGCAGAGGGCAGGCUGCCGAGGACCGUGCUCAUCCGAGGCCUGGAGGUCACCAGUACUGAGGUGGUAGACAGGACGUGCUCACCCCGGGAACACGUGCUGCUGGGCCGGGCCGGGGGGCCAGACGGGCCCUGGGGAGUAGGCACCCCCCGGAUGGAACGCAAGCGAAGCAUCAGUGCUCAGCAGCGCCUGGUGUCCGAGCUGAUUGCCUGUGAGCAGGAGUACGUGGCUGCCUUGAGUGAACCAGUGCCACCCCCUGGGCCUGAGCUGACCCCUGAACUGCGGGGCACCUGGGCCGCUGCCCUGAGUGCCCGGGAGAGGCUUCGCAGCUUCCAUCGGACCCACUUUCUGCGGGAGCUUCAGGGUUGUGCCACUCACCCCCUGCGCAUUGGGGCCUGCUUCCUUCGCCAUGGGGACCAGUUCAGCCUUUACGCCCAGUAUGUGAAGCACCGACACAAACUGGAGAAUGGUCUGGCUGCACUCGGCCCCCCGACCAAGGGCUCCUCGGAGGGUGGCCCUCACCUGCCCCGGGCCCUGCAGCAGCCUCUGGAGCAGCUGGCCCGGUAUGGGCGGCUCCUGGAGGAGCUCCUAAGGGAAGCUGGGCCUGAACUGAGUUCUGAGCGCCAGGCCCUUGGGGCCGCUGUGCAGCUGCUCCGGGAACAAGAGACUCAUGGCAGAGACCUGCUGGCAGUGGAGGCAGUGCGUGGCUGUGAGACAGAUCUGAAGGAGCAGGGACAGCUCCUACACCGGGACCCCUUCACCGUCAUCUGUGGCCGAAAGAAGUGCCUUCGCCAUGUCUUUCUUUUUGAGCAUCUCCUCCUGUUCAGCAAGCUCAAGGGCUCUGAGGGGGGGUCCGAGACUUUUGUUUACAAGCAGUCCUUUAAGACUGCUGACAUGGGGCUGACAGAAAACAUUGGAGACAGUGGGCUCUGCUUCGAGUUGUGGUUUCGGCGGCGGCGUGCACGAGAGGCAUACACUCUGCAGGCAGCCUCACCAGAGAUUAAACUCAAGUGGACAAGUUCUAUUGCCCAGUUGCUGUGGAGACAGGCAGCCCACAACAAGGAGCUCCGAGUACAGCAGAUGGUAUCCAUGGGCAUUGGGAAUAAACCCUUCCUGGACAUCAAAGCCCUUGGGGAGCGGACGCUGAGUGCCCUGCUCACUGGAAGAGCCGCCCGCACCCGGGCCUCCGUGGCCGUGUCAUCUUUUGAGCAUGCCGGCCCCUCCCUUCCCGGCCUCUCGCCGGGAGCCUGCUCCCUGCCUGCCCGCGUCGAGGAGGAGGCCUGGGAUCUGGACGUCAAGCAAAUUUCCCUGGCCCCAGAAACACUUGACUCUUCUGGAGAUGUGUCCCCAGGACCAAGAAACAGCCCCAGCCUGCAAACCCCCCACCCUGGGAGCAGCACUCCCACUCUGGCCAGUGGAGGGAUCUUAGGGCUAUCCCGGCAGAGUCAUGCCCGAGCCCUGAGUGACCCCACCACGCCUCUGUGACCUGGAGAAGAUCCAGAACUUGGCUACAGCUGCUCCUCUUAGUGCAGUUUGGGCUGGGAUGGCAGUGGGACAUAGUGGAGGACUGGAAGAGCAUUGAAUUCCUUCCCUCUGCUUCCUGGACAGAGGAGGUCAAAGGACCAGCACGGUUCCCUGCUACCGCUAUCUCUAGCUCUCCCCAGCCAGGUGCCUUCCUGCCGGAACCAGAGUGGCCACACGUGCUUGCCUUCAUCCCUGGGAGGUGGGGAAAUUAUCCCUCAUUCAGUCCUUCCCCAUCCUGGGCCACUACCUACUCGCAGGACACUGCCCCGUGUCAGACUGUGUUCUCCACCUAUUCCCGGCCCCAACUCUCCCUGAGAAGACUCAUCUCUGCCAGGUCAACUGUAGUUCCUGGUGACUCCAUUCUGGGCUGUCACAGCAAACAGAGCUAUGCAAACCAUUAAAGAAGGGUGGGCGGGGAAGUGCAGACUUUAUAUAUGUAAUUACUGUUAUUCUAAUACUAUUGUUAUAUUAAAUGUAUUUACUCACA
This is a messenger RNA of Equus quagga, 5370 nucleotides long. RefSeq names its product Rho guanine nucleotide exchange factor 40 (gene ARHGEF40). The coding region runs from base 288 to 4844 and encodes 1518 amino acids. The transcript is spliced from 24 exons. The record is from RefSeq and is a predicted model, not a curated record. NCBI's taxonomy places the organism in Eukaryota, Metazoa, Chordata, Mammalia, Perissodactyla, Equidae. Gene Ontology annotation, molecular function: guanyl-nucleotide exchange factor activity.